AUGCCCGCUGCCGAUGUCCCCGUCGUCACUGGCUACUACCGCUACACUGACAUCUGGUUUGAAUGGAGCAAAGUACUUCCAGACGAAGACGGACAGGUUUUGAAAGCCAUUCUAGCGCAUGACUGCAUCGUCGAUCAUGAGCACCCUCUUCACAUCGAAGGCGUCAAGGGAGUACAGUUGUACAUGGGCACUUUCGAGACUGGAGAGGCCCGUCUUCUCUUUUCCUCCAAGCAGGCCGACUACAUUCGCUACUGGCUCCACGCGAUGCAGUUGACAAAGGAAAUGAUCCCUCUCCCGUACUCAGACUGCCUGUUGACGGAGGCAAAUCUACGCACGGUCUCUCCUGUCGUGUAUGAAAAUGGAAGCGCGUUGCAUGAUGCACUGAAGCUCAUAGAAAAGAACAACCGAAGGUUGAAGGGCUCCAAUCCACGUCUUACCCAUCGACGCAACUUAUUCGAACGCGUGCGCGCAUUUUGGGCACAGAAGAAGGGUGUCUGGUGUGCCGUCGAUUUCGAAUCUUGGGAGCGCGACCAUACCGUUCUCACAGAAUUUGGAUGGAGCCUCACAUAUUGGAAAGACGGCUUCGAGGCCCAGGAAGACGGCCACCUUAUAGUUGAAGAGGCCAAGAAGUACAUCAAUGGGGCUUACGUGAAAGACCAUCGCUAUAGAUACGAUUUUGGCGACAGCGAGUGCGUCAAAAAGUCAGUCUUCAAAGAGCGAAUCCACCAGCUUUUUGCCCGUCUAUCGGAACACGGUAACAUCUUCCUGGUGCUCCACGACAACAGCCAAGAUAUCAAGGAUCUCCAAAAGUUAGAAGUGAACCUCGACGGACUGACAUACCUGCCGCCUGAUUCGAUCCCGGAGAAGGGAAUUUUUGUCGUCGAUACGGCUGACCUCACCGGCGCCCUGCUGGGCGAAGGCGGUGACAAGCGAUCUCUCGAAAAAACUUGCCACCUCCUCCAGAUAGCCACACGAUACCUCCACAAUGCAGGCAACGACGCUCAUUAUACCUUGCAAGCAAUGCAAGCAAUGGCAGGCGGCGAUCCCGUCGAUAUCCAACGAGAGAAAAGAUGGCCAAACCAGACUUCAAAAGGUCUCGGGGUCGAUCUCAAACCGUGGCAAGAGGACAGCGACUACUCUGACGAGGAAGGCGUCUUGCCGCCGAUGGCGGGCUUCGCUGCGUAUGAACACGAGCUACUGAAAGAGGGGGCCAGUGCACCUAAAGGCGGAAUAAACUGA
Messenger RNA from Cyclocybe aegerita, 1239 nucleotides. The record is from the annotation of a GenBank genome assembly. NCBI's taxonomy places the organism in Eukaryota, Fungi, Basidiomycota, Agaricomycetes, Agaricales, Hemipholiotaceae.